UUCCCCUUUGAAACUGCGACUGCAGGCCGUCCGUUUGACGACUCUGCGAGGCGCUGCAAUUAACUAUUUGUUUCCCAUAUUACAAACUAAAGAAGAUGGUGGAUAAAACACUCUUCGCCAAGUGUUGUUAGCCAUGAUGAGUGCUUCCAAACUCAAGGCGGUGUCCUCUGGACGGCUGACGGGGACGACCAGAAGAGGGAAGAAAGACGCGAUGGUUCAGAGGUUUACCAGACCACUCACAGUGCCGGCCUACUCCCUCUACUCCACAGACUCUGAGGACCAGGUGAGCACCAUUCACCGGGGUCUGGACCACUGUGCCUCCCUGCUGGACCGCCUCCUCCAGGCGGACUCGGCCGAAAGUAAACCAAGUCAGAAUGGCGUGGUGGACACCAGAGGUCAAAGGUCACUUGGAAGGCGACGCAACCUGGAGAGGAGGAAUACCGGGAGAACCAAGACAGCUCCAACGGCCGUCCCCUCCCCGGCCGUGACCCCCCCCAGCGCCCCACACGCCCCGCGCUCAGUCGGUCCCGCAGAGGGAGCCAAUCAGCUGUCCGGUCAGCCGACCAAUAGGACGACCGCACGGUUCAACGCACGCCUGCCCACCUCCACGCCGUCCCGGAGCCCUACGGGGGUCCCCAAUGGAGACCCCCAGUCCGUGGCCCCCUCUCUGGGCCGCCUGGCCCCCCCAGGCGGCCCCUCGGCCUGUCUUACAGCCGGGGCUUACGGCGGCACGCUAGCAUCGUCUCCCCCUCUCCCAGGGGCCCUGGCCCCGUCUCACCCUCUCCCUCUCCCAGGGGCCCUGGCCCCGUCUCACCCUCUCCCUCUCCCACAGGCCCUGGUCCCGUCUCAUCCUCUCCCAGGGGCCCUCACCCUGUCUCCCCCUCUCCCUGGGGCCCUGGCCCUGUUUCACCCUGGCCCUCUCCCAGGGGCCCUGGCCCUGUUUCACCCUCGCCCUCUCCCAGGGGCCCUGGCCCUGUCUCACCCUCUCCCAGGGGCCCUGUCUCACCCUCUCCCAGGGGCCCUGGCCCUGUCUCACCCUCUCCCAGGGGCCCUGGCCCUGUCUCACCCUCUCCCACAGCCCGGGGCCCCGUCUCACCCUCUUACACGGGCCCCCUGCCCCCGCCCCCUCCCCUCCCUGGCAGCCUAUCAGCAGCCCCCUCAGACCCCCCCUGGUCCCGCCCCCUCCGCCAACCCCCUGGCCCUGCCUCUCUCCCUGGUUGCCCCGUCUCCACAUCCCCGUCCCACUAUCCCGGUGGGACGGCCCGUCGCCCCCCCUCCCUCUGACCCGCCAGGGAGGCCCCUCCCCCUACAGAACCCGCCUCCUACCUUUGGACCAAUAGGAGGAGGAGGAGGAGCGGUCACUGGCCGAGCGACGGAGGACGAGGGGGAACGGGUGGAGUGCACGGCAGGGGCGUGGACGGCGAAGGAGUGCACGGUGGAAAGAUUGCAACAUACGCUGGAGGAGCUCUGGACCGCGCUAGCGGGAAAAGGUUACACGGCGGCAGAGCGGCUGCUGACUGAGUUUGAGCGGGCGUUGGCAGAUGGCCCUCAGGGGACCCCGGGCCCUCUGGGGCCCCAGACCAGCCUGGCCCCGCAGGCGCUACGCAGCCAGAACGCCCAGCCGCACCGGGGUAUGAGGAUCUUCAACCAGCAGUUGCAGGAGAGAGAGAGGGCCGAGAGACUUUGCAGAGAAAGCCACUGUGACGCAAUGCGCCUGGAGGCGGAGCUUAGCGCCGUCCAAUCACAGCUGGGGAGGCUGCAGGCGGAGGUGUCGGAGCUGCGGAUGGCCUUGCAUGAGAAGGACGCCGAGAACGCCCGCAUCAGAGCAGGCUCUGUGGCCCGGUGUCCCGGGACGUCUGGCCAGGUGCUCCUGCUGGCCCAGACGAGGCUGAAGGAGAUGGCGUCUCGGCCCGGUCUCUGCAGUGUGCUCCAGGGGCCCCCUCUGACCCGCCGGGCCCUGGACCAACACCAGCGUGGGCAUGACCACUCGGGGCCCUCGUCCAACCAGGUCCACCAGUACCUCAGCUCCCUGGGCGCCGGCCAAUCAGGGGCUGGUAUUUUGGAGCCCUGCCCGGAUGUUUGGGAGGAUGACCGCUGCAUCAGCUUGUCUGUGAUGCGAGGAGCCAGUGAGUCAGUGGUGGUUGGAGCCAGUGAGUAUGUGGGGGGAGGAGCCAGUGAGUCAGUGAUGGGAGGAGCCAGUGAGUCUGUGGGGGGAGUAGCCAGUGAGUCAGUGAUGGGAGGAGCCAGUGAGUCAGUGAUGAGAGGAGCCAGUGAGUCAGUGGUGGGAGGAGCCAGUGAGUCAGUGGUGGUAGGAGCCAGUGAGUCAGUUGUGGGAGGACCCAGUGAGUCAGUUGUGGGAGGAGCCAGUGUGUCAGUUGGGGGAGGGGCCAGUGAGUCAGUGGGGGGAGGGGCCAGUGAGUCAGUGGUGGGAGGAGCCAGUGUGUCAGUGGGGGGAGGGGCCAGUGAGUUUGUUGGGGGAGGGGCCAGUGAGUCGAUAAGGGGAGGCGCCAGUGAGUCCAUUAGGGGAGGGGCUUGGCUGGAUCCAGAGAGGGUGACCUUUGCACCGCCAGAAGAAGUAGCGACCUCAUCGCUGGGGGGCGGCGGCCAGAGCUACCAGAAAGUUCUCCGGCUCUUGCGGAGCUCCAACGCGCUCGCUCCCCUGCCGGGCCUGGGCCAAUCACACGGCUCCCCCCACUGGGAGGUGGCGUCCCAUUGGUCGGUCGGGUCAGGCUCCACCUUCGACACGAGGGACGAGGUGGCGUUCUGCCACGGGAUGGCGGUUCUGGACGCCAGCAUUGCCAGCCUGCAGCGCAGCCUUAGGAAGGACCUGGUCACAUGACCCGGUCAUAUGACCCGGUCACAUGACCAUCAGGAAGGACCUGGUCACAUGACCCGGUUACAUGACCCUCAGGAAGGACCUGGACACAUGACCUGGGCACUUGACCCUCAAGAAGGAGCUGGUCACAUGACGUGGUCACAUGAUGUGGUCACGUGACCCUCAAGAAGGACCUGGUCGCUUGACCUGGUCACAUGACCUGGUCAGUUGACUGGGUCACAUGACGUGGUCACGCGACCUGGUCACUUAACGUGGUCACUUGACGUGUCUGUGGUGAUAUUAAUAUUAUAUCUUAAUUUUAUUUUUACAAAUGACUUGAUAUGAACUGUGCCUUACAUAAAUUCACGAAAUAAAAACUGUUUGAAAGAA
Gadus morhua (Atlantic cod) is the source of this 3205-nucleotide messenger RNA. It is a transcript of the gene ccdc14, whose product is annotated as coiled-coil domain containing 14. Lineage: Eukaryota; Metazoa; Chordata; Actinopteri; Gadiformes; Gadidae. Gene Ontology annotation, biological process: protein localization to centrosome. The record is from RefSeq and is a predicted model, not a curated record. The coding region runs from base 134 to 2839 and encodes 901 amino acids. The transcript has 13 exons. Gene Ontology annotation, cellular component: centriolar satellite.